AUGGCCACGGGACGAGCCCUGCUGGGCGCUCUGCUACUGCUGUCCCUGCAGCUGGGCCGGGGCCCUGAGGCUCUGGGUGCCGCGGUGGCGGAAGAGAUGUCGCCGGAUCAGGCUGCGGACGCUGGAGGGAGCCGGACGCCCCCGCUGGGUAAGGAGCCCCGUGCCCGCGUGCGCCGAGCCCCCGCCGGCCCGUGCCAGCUGUGGAGCCUGAGCCUGCCGGUGGCCGAGCUGGGCCUGGGCUUCGCCUCGGAGGAGAGGGUCAUCUUCCGCUACUGCGCCGGCAGCUGCCCCCGCGGCGCCCGGACCCAGCACGGCCUGACGCUGGCCCGGCUGCAGGCGCAGGGCCGAGCCCACGGCGGGCCCUGCUGCCGGCCCACGCGCUACGCCGACGUGACCUUCCUUGACGACCGUCUCCGCUGGCAGCGGCUGCCCCAGCUCUCGGCGGCCGCCUGCGGCUGUGGCUGAG
Messenger RNA from Lepus europaeus (European hare), 466 nucleotides. It is a transcript of the gene PSPN, whose product is annotated as persephin. The transcript is spliced from 2 exons. Gene Ontology annotation, molecular function: receptor tyrosine kinase binding; glial cell-derived neurotrophic factor receptor binding; growth factor activity. NCBI's taxonomy places the organism in Eukaryota, Metazoa, Chordata, Mammalia, Lagomorpha, Leporidae. The record is from RefSeq and is a predicted model, not a curated record. Bases 1 to 465 code for a protein of 154 amino acids.